AUGUCUGCGCUCGCUGCUCUCAUCUCCUAUCUCGAGCUCAUGAUGGAUACGCCCAUGCACGGCCAGUUCCAUCUCCGCCGCCACGACCUGUCUCAGUUCAUGAAGCUGGACGCCUCUGCUGUCAAGGCCCUCAACCUCAUGCCUCAACCGGAACUCGGCGGUAACAAGAACAUGAGCUUGUACGGCCUGCUGAACCACUGCAAGACCAGUCAGGGCCAGCGUCUGCUCGGUCGAUGGCUGAAGCAGCCGCUCGUCAACCGCCACGCAAUCCAGCGCCGCCAGGACAUGGUCGAGAUGUUUGUCAACGACAGCGUCCGCCGCCGCACGCUUCAGGACGAGUACCUGAAACGCAUGCCCGACUUCCACCGUAUCUGCAAGCGCUUCCACCGCGGCGGAGCUGGACUUGAGGACCUCGUGCGCGUGUAUCAGGCUGUCGCUGUUCUGCCGAAGAUCAUUGACUCACUCGACGACCUUGCCAAGGAGGAGGGUAUGCAGGGCCAGGUGCUCGAGGAAGAUUUCAUUGUCCCGCUGCGUGAGAAGGCGACGCAGCUGGAGCAGUACUCGGCGCUCAUCGAGGAGUCGAUUGAUCUUGAGGAGCUCGAACACAACCACCACUACCACCUGCAGCCGACGCUGGACCCCGAGCUGCAGCAGUUCCGCGACUCGCUUCUCGCCACGCGCGACGGACUGGACGAAGAACACCGCCGCGUCGGACGCAAGCUCGGCCUCGACAUUGAGAAGAAGCUGCAUCUCGAGAACAAUCAGGUCUACAACUACUCGUUCCGUGUCACCAAGGCUGAGGCGAAUGCGAUUCGGCAAAACCAGUGGUGCAUCGAGCUCGCUGUCCAAAAGGCGGGCACGAUCUUCACGACGGAGAAGCUCAAGGAGCUCAGCGCUGAGUAUCUCCGUCUGCAGGAGGAGUACGAGAAGAAGCAAAAGUAUCUCAUCAAGGAGGUCGUGGGCGUCGCGUCGUCGUACGCCCCGCUGCUCGAGGAGCUGGACGGCACGAUUGCGGCGCUCGAUGUCCUCGUCAGCUUUGCGCACGUUAGUGCCAAUGCGCCGAUCCCCUACGUUAAGCCGACCGUCGCUGAAAAGGGCGGCUCCGAUGUGAUCGUUCGCGGGGCGCGCCACCCCUGCCUUGAAGUGCAGGACGAUAUCAAUUUCAUCGCGAACGACCACGAAAUGAGGCGCGGCAACAGCGAGUUCGCCAUCCUGACUGGACCAAACAUGGGCGGCAAGUCAACGUAUAUUCGCCAGCUGGGUGUCAUUGCUCUCCUUGCACAGCUCGGUUGCUUUGUGCCAGCCGACAGUGCCAAGUUGCCGAUCUUCGACUGCGUGCUUGCGCGCGUGGGAGCGGGCGAUUCGCAGCUCAAAGGCGUUUCGACCUUCAUGGCUGAGAUGCUGGAAACCGCGACGAUUCUGCGAAGCGCUACGCGAGACUCGCUCAUCAUCAUUGACGAGCUCGGCCGUGGCACGAGCACGUACGACGGCUUCGGUCUCGCGUGGGCGAUCUCCGAGCACAUCGCCAAGAACAUCCGAGCCUUCUGCCUGUUCGCCACGCACUUCCACGAGCUGACCGCGAUGGCGAACCAGAUGGAAUGGGUCAAGAACCUGCAAGUGCGGGCCGAGGUCCAGCCAGCUCCGGCAGGCAAGAGCAUCUCGGACCGCCAGAUCACGCUCCUCUACCAGGUCAUCGAGGGGCACAGUGACCAGAGCUUUGGUAUUCACGUCGCCGAGCUGGCGCGUUUCCCGGACGCAGUGGUCAAGCUGGCGAAGCGCAAGGCUGACGAGCUCGAGGACUUUGGCACCGAGGACGACGCGGCCAAGAUGCCCAAGCUAGACGAGGGUGAGGUCGAGCAGGGUACGCAGAUUGUGAAGGAGUUCCUGGCCGAGUGGAAGGGUCAGUCAGCCGACGGAAGCGAGGACGAGCAGCGUGCUGCCCUCAAGGCGCUCGUUGAGCAGUGGCAGGACCGCUUCGACGGCAACGCCUGGGUUAAGUCUGUCCUGAGCGGCCUAUAG
Molecule: messenger RNA, 2019 nt
Organism: Trichosporon asahii var. asahii CBS 2479
Lineage: Eukaryota; Fungi; Basidiomycota; Tremellomycetes; Trichosporonales; Trichosporonaceae
Product: DNA mismatch repair protein MSH2
Exons: 1
Coding region: 1-2019 (672 amino acids)
Biological process (GO): mismatch repair; mitotic recombination
Cellular component (GO): MutSalpha complex; nucleus
Molecular function (GO): mismatched DNA binding; ATP binding; ATP-dependent DNA damage sensor activity
Source: RefSeq, a predicted model, not a curated record